AUGAGGCAAUCAGCACUCCGCGCUGUGCGAACAGCCUUUAACAGCUCUCAGGCCCGAGCCUAUUCCCAGGCCACCUCGACCCCUCGCCAUCUCAUGUCCAUAAGCGACCUCACGCCUGCCGAGUUUGCUACUCUCGUUCGUAAUGCUGCCGCUCACAAGAAGGCCGUCAAGGCCACUGGCGAGGCGCCCAAGUCUCUGGCCGGCGGUCUCACGGGAAAGACGGUCGCCAUGAUGUUCAGCAAGAGGAGCACGAGGACCCGCGUCUCCACAGAGGCUGCCGUCAACGAGUCCCUGUACGACACAUCCAAGGUCAUCUCGUCCAUGACCUCGUGCAUGGUCGCCCGUGUCGGCCCGCACUCCGACGUCGCCGACUUGGCCAAGGACUCGAGCGUCCCCGUCAUUAACGCCCUGUCCGACGACUUUCAUCCGCUGCAGAUCAUCGCCGACUUCACCACGCUGCACGAGACCUUCCCGGCCGCCGCCUCGACCGACAAGGCCAGCCUCGGCCUCGAGGGCCUCAAGGUCGCCUGGAUCGGCGACUCCAACAACGUCCUGUUCGACCUCGCCAUUGGCUGCGUCAAGAUGGGCGUCGAUAUUUCUGUCGCCUCGCCCGCCGGCUACGGCAUCCCCAACGUCAUGAAGCAGCUCAUUCACUCGUCCGCCGACGGCGUCGCCUCCCCCGGCAAGCUGACCGAGACAACGGUCCCCGAGGAGGCCAUCAAGGGUGCCGAUGUCCUCGUCACCGACACGUGGGUGUCCAUGGGCCAGGAGCAGGAGGCGCAGAAGAGGCUGAAGGCCUUUGCCGGGUACCAGAUCACCAAUGAUCUCGCCAAGCGCGGCGGCGCCAAGGACCACUGGAAGUUCAUGCACUGCCUGCCCCGCCACCCGGAGGAGGUGGCCGACGAGGUCUUCUACAGCCCGAGGUCGCUCGUCUUCCCCGAGGCCGAGAACCGCCUGUGGGCAGCUGUUGCCGCCCUCGAGGGUUUCGUCGUGCAGAAGGGUAAGAUCUAA
Molecule: messenger RNA, 1011 nt
Organism: Verticillium alfalfae VaMs.102
Lineage: Eukaryota; Fungi; Ascomycota; Sordariomycetes; Glomerellales; Plectosphaerellaceae
Product: ornithine carbamoyltransferase
Exons: 3
Coding region: 1-1011 (336 amino acids)
Biological process (GO): L-citrulline biosynthetic process
Cellular component (GO): mitochondrion
Molecular function (GO): ornithine carbamoyltransferase activity; amino acid binding
Source: RefSeq, a predicted model, not a curated record